Caenorhabditis briggsae is the source of this 1212-nucleotide messenger RNA. The transcript has 10 exons. The record is from RefSeq and is a predicted model, not a curated record. Gene Ontology annotation, biological process: G protein-coupled receptor signaling pathway. NCBI's taxonomy places the organism in Eukaryota, Metazoa, Nematoda, Chromadorea, Rhabditida, Rhabditidae. Gene Ontology annotation, cellular component: membrane. Gene Ontology annotation, molecular function: G protein-coupled receptor activity. The coding region runs from base 1 to 1212 and encodes 403 amino acids.
AUGCAAAGCGAGGAAUUCCUCAAUGCUGAUGUCACCAAAUGGGUUGAGAAAUUUAGACGGGACCACGAUGGAGACGAUUCUGCACUACUGACACUGGUUCCGCCUGGUCUUUAUGUGACACUCAACAAAUACGUUUUCCCGUUUCAAUUCUGUUUUGGAGUCAUCGGAAAUGUACUCAAUUUGUGUGUGCUGCUCAGUAGAAAUAUGAGAAAUGAGGCAAACAUUCUUCUCUCGGCAAUGGCUAUCUGUGACAUUAUCCUUUUAUUCACAAUGUUACCUGGAUCUCUUGGUGUUUGGUACCCAGUUUAUAUGUCGGAUUGGUUCAGAACGUUCAUCUUCAAAUCUGCCACCUGGACAAUAUUCCUUGCCAACUUCUGCUCUUGCAUCACAAGUUGGCUUAUCUUAGGAGUUUCUGUUGAGAGAUACAUGGGAAUCAGAUCGCCAAUCCAUUUUCGUUAUCAUUGGCGCACUUCUCGGGUUUUCUUUCUCAUUUUCUCAAUUGUACUUGGCUCAUUUUUCCUCACUUUCUUCCACACAAUCGAGUAUAAAUACGGAUAUGCAAUGAUUCGAAAUGGUACCAAGUUGUAUGGAUCACCGGUAAACGUUGACAAUUUGGUCGACGUUCCAACAUGGGUCAAGAAGAUGAUCAACAUCUUCAAAGUACUUCAAGUCGUCUUUGGAGUCGUCAUCCCAACAAUCGGAAUCUUUAUCUUCAAUAUGCUCAUUGUCUACAUGCUUCGCAAGUCUGAAUACUUCAAUUUCCGUUCAGCCGAGACCAAGGAUGAGCAAUCAAAUCGCAAAUAUUCGGACCUCGAGAUUCGCCAAAAGAGAGAUAUUAAAGUCACCUUCACCGUUUUGGCCAUUAUUUGCUGCUACUUUGUCACCCACAUUCCGUCGGUCCUUCCAUUCGUUCUCGAACUCUUCAAUCUUCAUCCAGAUUGGGUCAAGGUCUAUGCGAUUCCAAUGGCUAGCUCCUGGUUAAUUACUGGAAAGGUUGCCAACUUUGUUCUCUUCUGCAUGUCAUCUGUCUACUUCCGUCGUCGUCUCAAAGAGAUGAUUCGUGGACGAUUCGACGUGUGCUGCGGCGCAAAAAAGAAAUUCAGUGGUGUCUCUAGUGCGCAAUCAAUUAAAAGUCAAGCUUACCGGCUUACAAGAUUCCGUGAUCGCGAUGACAUCCAGAGACAGAGCAGCUGUUUGACUCAAGUCGAGUGA